CUAAGAGUUUUAUAGUUUUGGCUCCUAUAUUUAGAUUCUAUAUUUUUUAGAUUUUCAUUAUGACUUAAAUCAUUGCUACUCUCUUGGUCUAAUGAGACCCAUAAACUGGGGUCAUAAUUUACCCAGGUAAAUUUAUCUGUAAUUGACUAAUGCAAACUUUAAAGGUAGGAUUUUUGGGAUUUCAUAGGGGAAUCUGUUUCUGUAUGGUGAAAUCUUUAAUGAUUUCAUAAACUUCACUUUACGUAUGUACUCUCAACCUUUUUCUUCUCAACAUGAAGAGUUCUGAUUCUACUUGUGUAGUUCAAGCAGGUGGAUAAACCUGUCCCUGACGCUCACUGGAAGCAGAGAGCAGAGUGGAAGAGAAAGAUCCUUUUCCUUUUUUGGCCAGCUGAGUUUUGAACGUAGAAAGUUUUGGACAAAGUAGCUUGGUGUGCAGAUCAUGAGAGAAGAAGAUUUUGUAAGAAAGUUUCCUCUGGAUUUGUGUGGGGCUGAGAUGAGUCUUAUAGAGAAGAUUCUUCUUACCCUGUUUCGUCUCCUACACUGGACUGGGGUAAUCAGGUUAAAUAUGUUCUGUCUCACUUUUUCCAAAUAUCUCUUCUGUUCUAGGUUACUAGAAGAAAUGGCCAAUGAGCGUCCACCAAGUUUUUUUAUAGAAGAACUUAAUACAUACUGUCAGAAGCACAGCUUGGUACUUAGGUAUUAUGAACUGUCUAAGGAAGGACCUGCACAUAACUUAAAGUUUACAUUUCAAGUUACCAUAAAUGAGAGAAAAUAUUCAGAAGCGGAAGGUAAAUCAAAGAAGGAGGCCAAAAAUGCUGCAGCCAAAUUGGCCAUUGAAAAACUUAAUAGAGAAAGCAAGGCAGUUAGUUCUUUAUCACUGACAACAACAGAUUCUUCAGAAGGAUUAGGCGUAGGAUCCAUUGAGAAUUUCAUAGGCCGUAUGAAUAGGCUUGCCCAGAAGGAAAAACUAUCUGUAAAUUAUGAACCAUGUGAAUCGAAAGAAUAUGGGCCAGAAAGAUUUUACUAUAGAUGCAAAAUUGGGCAGAAAGAAUAUGCUGUUGGUGGAGGUGCUACCAAACAGGAGGCAAAACAGAUGGCUGCGAAAUUUGCACAUGAGCAGAUACAAUCAGAGAAAACCUUAAUGGGUUACUCUUCCUUUCAGAAAGAUGACUCCCUCCUUCAGAAAGAUGAAGAAUCAAGUGAUUCUUGGACUACUUCACCUAGUGACUUGGGAAACAACACUUCGGUGAGAAGCAUAUCUGCUUCUAAAUCCCCACUUGAAAAUGAUUUCUCACCAAGUGCACCAGAAGGAAAUUGUAACAGCAACAGUGUAAACAAUUCUUCAUCUCCUCUGAGCAAUGUCAGAAGUAGUGAAAAGAAGGUGAAAAGAAGUUUGGCACCUAACUUUAACUCUCCUGUGACCAAAGAAAACAAGUACACUGUGGACGCCAGGUUUGCUUGUGAUUUUACAGAAAUAACACCUAUUGGCUCAGGCGGAUACGGUCAGGUUUUCAAAGCAAAGCACAAAAUUGAUGGGAAGACUUAUGUUAUUAAACGUGUUAAAUAUGAUAAAGAGAAGAAGGUAGAGCGUGAAGUAAAAGCUUUGGCAGCACUUGAUCACCCAAAUAUUGUUCACUACUAUGGUUGCUGGGCUGGGAAUGAUUACCAUCUUGAGGACAGCAUAAAUCCUUCAAGAGCAAAGAUUAAGUGCCUUCUCAUCCAAAUGGAAUUCUGUGAUAAAGGGACAUUGGAGGCAUGGAUUGACGACAGAAGAGGCAAGACACAAGACAAACCUUUGUCUCUGGAAUUAUAUGAACAAAUAGCAGCAGGUGUAGAGUAUAUACACGGCAAACAGCUAAUUCACAGAGACCUUAAGCCAGGUAACAUAUUUUUAGUAAAUACAAAACACAUAAAGAUUGGAGACUUUGGACUUGUGACAUCCUUGAAAGACUGUGCAAAUCGGACAAGUAAUACAGGAACUUUUACAUACAUGAGCCCAGAGCAGAUUUCUUCACAAGAAUAUGGAAAAGAAGUGGAUAUCUUUGCUUUGGGGCUAAUUCUCGCAGAACUUCUUUACAUAUGUCCCACUCUUUCAGAAACAAUAAAGAUUUUUAAAGACCUAAGGACUGACAAGUUCUCAGAUAUGUUCGAUGACAGAGAAAAAAUUCUUCUGCGGAAAUUAUUGUCACAUGACCCCACGAAGCGACCUAAUGCAUCUGAAAUACUGGAGACUUUGAAGGAGUGGAAGAAUGUUGUGAAAAAUGAACGAAGCACGUGGUAGAGCCCUUCUAAAAAAGUAUCCUACUUUGGAUAUUCAAUUUUUCUGUAACUGUCUAAAAUCUUCUAGGGACUGCUGAUGGUAUUUACCUUCUAUUUUAAUUUUUCCCUUAAUUUUUCACUACAUUUUAGGAAGGUUUGAAUCUUUUUUUUUUUAUUAACUUCAGAAACAUUCAUACAUUUGCCUAAUUUUCCUGGCUCAUCUCCUUAUUAUAAACAUUGGGGGGAAUCUCUCAAAUUUUUUAUGUCAAUUAGUGAAUCAAUCAAUUAAUAAUAUUUAUCAAGUGUUCACUCUUUCUAGGCCAAAAAAUAUAUUUCCUUGUCUUAAAUAGCUAACCAGCUUGUUAGAGAAAUAUGGUAUCCCUAAAAAGAUAAGUGAUAUACAAUCAUUUUGGAAAACAAUUUGGUCUGAUCUGGUUAAGUUGAAGGUGUAUAUACCCUCAAAGCCAUCAGUUCCAUUCCCACUUGCAUGCCUACAAGAAUGUUCAUAGAAACUCUGUUUACAACAGCCAAAAGAACAAAAAACAAUGUCCAUCACAAGAAGAAUGGAUAGUUUUUUUUCAUACAUUGUAAUACUGUAUAGAAGUGAAAAUGAACGAAUGACAAGCUAAAUGCAGUAACAUGAUCCAUCUCAUAGGAACAUAAUGUUAAGCGAACACAGCUGGUUACAGAAAAUAUAGACAGAAUGGUUCUCUUUACAUAAAGUUCCAGAGAGAAUGCUAAAUGAAAUAAUUUUGUUUAGAAAUGCAAACAAAUGUGGUCAAAUAA
Molecule: messenger RNA, 3045 nt
Organism: Callorhinus ursinus (northern fur seal)
Lineage: Eukaryota; Metazoa; Chordata; Mammalia; Carnivora; Otariidae
Gene: EIF2AK2
Product: eukaryotic translation initiation factor 2 alpha kinase 2
Biological process (GO): eiF2alpha phosphorylation in response to endoplasmic reticulum stress
Cellular component (GO): nucleus; cytoplasm
Molecular function (GO): eukaryotic translation initiation factor 2alpha kinase activity; ATP binding
Source: RefSeq, a predicted model, not a curated record